Theobroma cacao (cacao) is the source of this 1296-nucleotide messenger RNA. Its product is annotated as zinc knuckle (CCHC-type) family protein. Lineage: Eukaryota; Viridiplantae; Streptophyta; Magnoliopsida; Malvales; Malvaceae. Gene Ontology annotation, biological process: DNA replication checkpoint signaling; replication fork processing; DNA damage response. Gene Ontology annotation, cellular component: nucleus; replication fork protection complex. The record is from RefSeq and is a predicted model, not a curated record. Gene Ontology annotation, molecular function: DNA binding; zinc ion binding.
UCUGAGAGAACUGAGAAGAGUUGAAAUGGAGAAUACGAAUUCAGCCCCGACAGGUUGCUACAAAUGUGGACGAACAGGCCACUGGUCAAGUGACUGCCCCGACACCCCCAAAUCCGACCGCCCCAAUGUCAAUCCCAAUCCGGGAAGAGUCGCAACGGAGAAGACGAAUUCAGCCGCAACAGGUUGCUACAAGUGCGGACGACCAGGCCACUGGUCACGUGACUGCCCGGACGCCCCCAAAUCCGAUCAACCCAAUCUCAAGGAUUCCUCCACCGGCGCCAACUUCACUCCAGAACAGCUUCCUAGACCCGAAAAGCCCAAGAAAGUAUCCAAUAGCAGGAUCCGACCCAAGCUCACUCCGGAACUUCUCCUCUCCGAUGAUGGUUUCGGCUACAUCCUUCGCCACUUCCCUCGCGUCUUUAAAUACCACGGUCGCGGUCACGAGGUGAGUGAUUUGGGAAAAUUAAUUGGGUUAUACAGAGAAUGGCACAGACAUUUGCUCCCCUAUUACUCUUUCGAACAGUUUGUACAUAAAACCGACAAAGUUGCUUCUUCCAAACGAGUUAAGAAUUGUAUUAGGGAAUUAAGAGAGCGAGUUGCUAGAGGAGGGGAUCCUACAAAAUUGCAUGAAAGUCCAGAUGAAAAUAAUGGUCCCAGUGAUGAGCAAGGGGCCAGACAUUCUGAGGGGCAAACUCAUGAUCAGUUUGAGGGAGAUCAUUAUGAUGAUAUUGAGGAAAAUAUGCUUAAUGAGAUAUACCAGAAAGCUACUGACGAACCAUCUCAUGACAUACACACUGAAAUGGUUGCUGCCGAAGUAGUUGCAGCCAGUAGCUCUGGGCCAGAACAUCAAGUGCCAAAUAAUGGAGCUGGCUGCUCCAGUGAAGUUCAUAUCACAGACGAACAGAGAGCUUGGAUGGAAGCUAACAAGUUCAAGGCACUACAACGAGUUGCUGCUGGAGCUGGCUCCUCUAGUGAAACUCAAAUCACGGAAGAGCAGCGUGCUCGAAUGGAAGCUAAUAGGAUGAAAGCACUGGAAAGAGCAGCAGCUCGGGCUCGCUCAUUGCAGUCAGCUUGACCGUCAACUCUCAAUUGUGUUCAUAUUACUAUCGCCUCUCUCCUACUGUUUGCAGUGAACUGCCGACUAUGAACAUUACCAACUGCCGUCAAUUGUGGUGUUGUACUUUCCCCAACCUUACACUCGCUGUUUUCACAUAAGGGCCAAUGUCAUAACGGCGUGAAUUUGCGCUUGUCAGUUUAAGAAUCUUCCCGUUGAAGUAGAAAAUGGCUUUCUUCCAA